CGCACUCCGUAUUGGUAGUCCCGCUUGAUUCUCGUCUUUGAACGUUGCGAGCAUGGCGGCGGCCGCGCGAAAGACCGCAGGAUCAAGCACACAAGCCGAAAUCAUCCUGCUACCAUCCCUCAAGAAUUGCUUGCUGAACCUACCUUCUUCGCUUGUGGCAUUACUACUGAACUCGAACACGAUCGCGCAGAACGUCGUGGUUGAGCUUAGCUACAGGCAGGCUACACCGGCCGGCGCAGAUGCGAAGCAGAAGAAUGCGGCGGCAUCAAAGUCGGUGUUCUUGGGUUGGACGGGUAUGCAGUCUCAGCCCAGACUCGCGCCGAUGGUUGGCAGAGACGGUAUAGCGGGCAUUAGAGGUGGGGGGAGGCAGGAGCAAGAGGCGCCCACGGUGGAGAUGGACGCUACGUUUGGCAGACUACUGGGGCUUAGUGAGGGUUUCAAAGUCAGUAUAUCACUGCACGUAGACCCACCUCAAGCGCACACAAUCAACAUCGAUCCUCUCACCGCCACUGACUGGGAAAUCAUCGAGCUGCAUUCGCACUUCUUAGAGAUGAACUUCCUCAGCCAGGUUCGCGCUCUACCGAAUCCUGCUACUGGACAGUCACAUCCUAUCACCUUGCAUCUGACUGCGACGUCGACAGCGAAUGUGGUUGUAACGUCUCUCGUCCCGACACCAUCCACAGGACAAGCGUUCGUUAAGAUUGCGCCUGAUGCGGAGGUCAUUGUAGCCCCAAAAACGCGCCAGUCUGCCCGACCAGGUAGUGCGAGAGAUAGCCGUAGUGUGGCUAGUACCAGUCGGCGCAGCGAAGGCGGACGUAGUAGUAGGAGUGCGGCCCGCCAUCGCAGUGCGCCCGACGAGGAGAAGGCACGGCCACCGAUCUUCCUGCGUGGAGUUACUCGGGCGCUUGAAACUGAGUGGUUCGAAGAUGCUGGCGAGGAGAUGCAGGAUGAAGGUCUCAGAGUCUGGCUCGAUCCGGAGCACCUUCUGUCGAAAACGCUGCGGGGCGUGACUUGGGUUACCGUCACACUGAUCAGACCGGCUGGUUUACAAGAACCGAUUGACCCGCAAGCUCAACCACUGCAGGACUCAUUGCCUGCAUUGAGAAUCGUUGCUAAGCUGAGUGCCUGGGACGAUGCUCCGGAUGUUCACCACGCCGCUCUCUCCACCCUGCUCUGCGCCACUCUUGGUGCGGAAGGCCUCGUAGGCGGUGUCGUCCGCAUCGAUCCUGCUCCGUCACCUUUACCAAGGACAGCUUCUGCGCUGAAGGAGCCAUCGCAGCAGGCGAGCAAAGACGCCAUCGUCAAGAAAUUGCGCGUCACGCCUUUCAUCUCAACCGGAUCACAACACAAAGCUGCAGACUUCAGAUUCGGCGGCGAGUCAAAAGCUGAGCGCGAGCAGGCUGCGCAGCGCAUCAGGUCGACUUUCGGCAAGUCCUUGUUCGAAGGCCCUCUAAUGGACGGCAUGUUUCUGGCACCUCAAGCGGACGGCUGGCCAGGCGGUAUCCUUGACUUCGAGCCAUCUCCGCCGGGUGAUCCUUCACGGACGAAGACCAACUGGCUGCUAGGCGGAGACAGGAAGCUAGAAGUUAUGGUACAGCCCGAGACGCCGCGGCCGAAGGUGCCGCAACCGCCUGGCGAGCCGUUGCCUCAUCGGGAGCCUGCGAUGGUUGGCAUUGAAACGUUACUUGAGCGGACACGGGCCAACCUGCUGCAUUCGUCUUCGGUGCUGGUCACGGGUGGACUAGGAGCGGGAAAGACGAGUCUCGCGCACUUGCUUGCGCAUCAGUUGCGCAGGGAAUAUCUUUACCAGAUCAUAUACUUCCCGUGUCGGACGCUGGUCACGGAUGAGACCCGGGUGAAGUCGAUCAAGGAGACUCUGAACCGGGUCUUCGCCUCUGCUGCUUGGGGAGCGCGACUUGGCGGACGCUCGCUUGUAGUGCUGGACGACUUGGAUAGAUUGUGUCCUGUCGAGACGGAGCUGCAGGUUGAUGCCAAUGGGCGGAGUAGGCAAGUUAGUGAGCUGCUUUGCACAAUUGCGAGACAGUACUGUGGGCGCGAGUGUCGGGUUGUGCUGCUCGCAACUGCGCUGAGUAAGGAGGCUAUAAAUUCUGUGGUAAUUGGUGGACAUGUGGUGAAGGACAUCAUGGCUUUGAAGGCACCGAGUAAGGAUGGUAGACGGCAAGUAUUGGAGAUGCUACUAAAGCCGCAACCACCGACAGGAGAGAAUGGGGAGGUCAACGGUACUAGCAGCGCCUGGAUGGAAGACUCGGACGAGAAUCGACCUACCUCCGCCGAUGGGCCAGAAGGCAUUGACGUCGACCCAGAGCUCGACUUACUAGACAUUGCUGGCCAGACGGAUGGCUACAUGCCUGGCGACCUGACAUUGCUCGUCUCGCGCGCGCGAAGCGAGGCGCUCAUUCGAGCCGUGUCCGAAGCAGCCAUCUCCGACGAGGUCACAUUGACAGCCGACGAUUUUCGAGCUGCGCUGAAAGGCUUCACGCCGGCUUCCCUGCGCGGCGUGACACUGCACUCCUCCACUACCACCUUCGCCGCCAUCGGCGGACUGAAAGAGACCAGACAGAUAUUGCUCGAGACGCUGCAGUAUCCUACGACGUACGCACCGCUCUUCGCCAAGUGCCCGUUGCGCCUGCGGUCCGGUCUGCUGCUGUAUGGUUACCCCGGUUGCGGAAAGACUUUGCUCGCCUCAGCCGUCGCAGGCGAAUGUGGGCUGAACUUCAUCUCCGUCAAGGGGCCUGAGAUUCUGAACAAGUACAUAGGCGCCUCAGAGAAGAGCGUCCGGGACCUUUUUGAGCGAGCCGAGGCCGCAAAACCAUGCGUGCUCUUCUUUGACGAAUUCGAUGCUAUCGCGCCAAAGCGUGGCCACGACAGUACCGGAGUGACGGAUCGGGUGGUCAACAUGCUGCUUACCAUGAUGGACGGUGCGGAAGGACUCAGUGGGGUCUACGUGCUGGCUGCUACGUCCAGACCUGAUCUCAUUGACCCUGCUCUGUUGCGACCAGGUAGAUUAGACAAGAGUCUGCUUUGCGAUAUGCCGAGCACUGAUGACAGGCAUGACAUUCUCCAGGCUGUGAGCAAGAAGUUGCGCUUAGACUCUGCUUUGCUCGACAACGGCCAGCAUACUCUGGCCGAGGUAGCAUACAGGAGUGAGGGUUACAGUGGAGCGGACUUGCAGGCCGUUAUGUACAAUGCGCAUCUCGAGGCCAUUCACGACGUGGUUGGCAAUGCGAGCGAUGCGGCGGCCCAUGAUUUUGGCAAACGAAAAACGAGCGCUUCGGCGAAAGGGGGCAGACACCAGGAGUUUACGUACUUCCGCCUUGGCGACGAGAACGAAUCUAAAGAAGUGGCGCCGGCAACUGCUGCAGCAGAGAGGGCCCAGAUUGCGGCAAAGCUGUCGGCAUUGAAGCUUGCGAAAAGCAAGGCCAAGCAAGAGCACCACGUCUCGCAAUCUCGCAGACCUUCUUCAUCAUCGAGUACGUUGAUGAAUGGUACGAGUAAGCAUGAUGAGAAGCAGACCGAGCCGCUUAUUGUUUGGCGGCACCUCGAGAGAAGCCUCGAAACAACUAGAAGCUCGAUCAGCGCGCAGGAGCGUAGACGACUCGAAAGGAUUUACAAAGACUUCGUUGUCGGACGCAACGGAGAAAUGUCUGACGGACAAGGUGGAACGGAGAUAGGUGGAAGAACUAGCCUAAUGUAGUGUCAAGCACUUGCAAGAAGACUAG
This is a messenger RNA of Baudoinia panamericana UAMH 10762, 3740 nucleotides long. RefSeq lists its product as uncharacterized. The annotation marks the transcript as partial. Gene Ontology annotation, cellular component: peroxisome; cytosol; peroxisomal membrane. The record is from RefSeq and is a predicted model, not a curated record. The transcript has 2 exons. Gene Ontology annotation, biological process: protein import into peroxisome matrix. Gene Ontology annotation, molecular function: ATP binding; ATP hydrolysis activity. Lineage: Eukaryota; Fungi; Ascomycota; Dothideomycetes; Mycosphaerellales; Teratosphaeriaceae.